This is a messenger RNA of Gopherus evgoodei (Goodes thornscrub tortoise), 1081 nucleotides long. RefSeq names its product COMM domain containing 2 (gene COMMD2). The transcript has 5 exons. The record is from RefSeq and is a predicted model, not a curated record. NCBI's taxonomy places the organism in Eukaryota, Metazoa, Chordata, Testudines, Testudinidae. The coding region runs from base 69 to 668 and encodes 199 amino acids.
AAGCGGGUCAGCUGACCGCGGGGAGGCGCCCGGCCUAGGAGCGGAGCCGGCGAGCGGCGGCCGGGAAGAUGCUGCUGGUGCUGUCUGAGGAGCACAAGGAGCACCUGGGCUUCCUGACCCAGGUGGACAGCGCAGUUGUUGGUGAAUUUGGCCGUAUCGCGGUGGAGUUCUUAAGAAAAGGCACCAACCCGAAAAUCUACGAAGGAGCCGCAAGAAAACUUAAUGUUAGUAGUGACGUUAUUCAGCAUGGAGUUGAGGGAUUAACAUAUCUUCUCACUGAGGGCUCCAAGCUCAUGAUUUCUGAGAUAGACUUCCAAGACUCUGUACUUGUUCUGGGAUUCUCAGAGGAAUUGAAUAAAUUAUUGCUCCAGCUUUACCUUGACAACAGAAAGGAGAUCAGAAACAUUCUUGGUGAACUGGCACCAAAGCUUCCCAGUUACCACAGCCUUGAAUGGAGACUAGAUGUGCAGCUUGCCAGCAGAAGUCUGAGACAACAGAUUAAACCAGCUGUCACUAUAAAGCUACACCUUGAUCAAAAUGGAGAUCAGACAACCAAAAUAUUACAAACUGACCCUGCUACUCUGCUCCACCUAAUUCAGCAAUUGGAACAAGCCUUAGGGGAAAUGAAAACAAAUCAUUGUAGGCGAAUAGUCCGCAACAUCAAAUAACAUUAAUUUGUGACUUAUCUCAUUAAGUAAUUUGUGAAACAGUAGUAGAAAACAAUGUUCACAAGUAUACAUUUUGAGGAAAAUAAACAUCUGGAUCAGAUGAAAUGCUUUCCUGUGCCAGGAUCUUCAGCCAGUGGUUACAGGCCGAACUUCCUUUGUUGCUAACUUUAUACAGAUGCCUGAUAUGAGUUAGGAUAAUUGUCUUGUGCUUUAACUCAAUAUAGAAAUUAGUCUGGUCAGCUGUACAUUAGUUCUGUCUCCUUGGUGAGCAUCCCUAAUAUUAUACAGGGCUGUCUCAGUAUAAUACAAAGUUGUGUAUUCAUUGCUAUAUUUUUCAAGCAACAUUUUUCUCUUGUGUUCUUUCUUAAAAUAAAAAAAUACUUACACUGAGAAGGAGUGAUAUUUUACUAGGA